CUGCGCAGGCGCACUGAGGAAAACCCGCCGCCGUCAGCCCAGCUCCGUUCUCCAUAGUCCCCAGUUCACGGAGGCUGCCCCCCCCGCCCGACUCCGUCCCCCCCUAGCGCCGCCGCCCUAGCUUCCGCUUCCGGCUUGGGAAACAACCACUUCCGGUUCGGCGCCGUCUCUUCGCGCGGCUUCGGUCGCCUCCGGCGCGGCCUGGGGGCGUCGGAGCCGAAAUGGGGCGCUCGUCGAAGGACAAGCGGGACAUCUACUACCGCCUGGCGAAGGAGGAGGGCUGGCGGGCCCGCAGCGCCUUCAAACUCCUGCAGCUGGACGAGGAGUUCCAGCUGUUUGAGGGGGUGCGCCGGGCGGUGGAUCUGUGCGCUGCCCCGGGCAGCUGGAGCCAGGUUCUGAGCAGGAAGCUGAAGGGCGGUGCUGGGGAGGGCCCUGACUCCGUGAAGAUCGUCGCAGUCGAUCUCCAGGCCAUGGCUCCGCUCCCGGGGGUCGUCCAGAUCCAGGGGGACAUCACCAAGGUCUCCACGGCGCAGGAGAUCAUCCAGCACUUCGAAGGGCAGCCGGCCGACCUGGUGGUCUGCGAUGGGGCCCCCGACGUGACCGGCCUUCAUGAUAUCGACGAAUACAUCCAAGCGCAGCUGCUGCUAGCGGCUCUGAACAUCACGACCCACGUCCUGAAUAAAGGAGGCACCUUUGUGGCCAAGAUCUUCCGGGGGAAGGACGUGACGCUUCUCUACUCCCAGCUCCGCAUCUUCUUUCCCGACGUCACCUGCGCCAAACCCCGGAGCAGCCGAAACUCCAGCAUCGAGGCCUUCGUUGUCUGCCGGGGCUACUGCCCGCCCGAGGGCUACGUGCCCAAUAUGUCCAACCCCCUGCUGGACCAUUGCUACGAUGUGGAUUUUAACCAGCUGGAAGGUCCCAACAGGAUCAUUGUCCCGUUCUUGGCCUGUGGGGAUCUGAGCGCCUACGACUCGGACCGGACGUAUCCCCUCCAGCUGGCCCCAGGGAAGGAAUACAGCUACGUGCCCCCCCUCCAGCCCCCCAUCCGGCCCCCCUACCAGGAAGCCUGCUUCUUGAAGAGGAACAACCUAUUGGCUAAGGAGCCCGGGCCGGCCCCAUUGGAGGAGGCCGCCCCCGCCCCCACGUAUGGGUCAGCGCCGGAACCUCAGGGCUGCCCCCCGGAGGCGGCUGUUGAAAACGUCCUGGCGUCUCUGUCCGUGUCACCCUAGCACAGGGUGUGUGUGUGUGUCUGUGUGUGUGUGUGUGUGUGUCGGGGAUGAGCCCUGCUCCACAUCUGUGAAAAGAGCAUUUUAAUUUAACCCUUUGUGGCCGGUCUUUGCUGGGGGCUCUUCCUCCCCCACCCCCCCGGCCUCUGUUUUAAUAAAGACUCACGGAGAUGAAG
Messenger RNA from Mauremys mutica (yellowpond turtle), 1402 nucleotides. Its product is annotated as putative tRNA (cytidine(32)/guanosine(34)-2'-O)-methyltransferase. The record is from RefSeq and is a predicted model, not a curated record. Gene Ontology annotation, cellular component: cytoplasm. Gene Ontology annotation, biological process: tRNA methylation; cytoplasmic translation. Gene Ontology annotation, molecular function: tRNA methyltransferase activity. NCBI's taxonomy places the organism in Eukaryota, Metazoa, Chordata, Testudines, Geoemydidae. Bases 222 to 1229 code for a protein of 335 amino acids. The transcript is spliced from 11 exons.